GCCUGAGCUCUCUUCCUCCCUGCCUCAUUCAUUCACGCGCGGGGCUGAGGGCUGGAGCCAGCAGCCGUGGGGACGGCGCAGCCGCCGAGUUCCCAAUGAUUCACUCGGCUUAUCGGUGCCUGGUGGCUGGCUUGUUCCUCUGGAUUCGGUGUGUGGGUGCAGCCUGGCCUUGCCUUGAGGAGGCGUGUGCGUGCGUGUGAGCGUGUGUGUAGGGGGCAAACCAUGGAUCUGUGGAUAUAAACAACAAAGCCUGCCCAGCAAACUCAUCCUCUCUGUGUCCCUCAUGAAAAUCCAGCUCUGAUUUCAAGGGUGGUCGGUCUCCUCGGGAUGCUCCCAUGCUUUCUCCUCGCUCUCUUUGAAAGGCAAGAGAAUGUCCUCGAUGUUUGGCAAGCCACGGGCCGCCCCCAGCACCACUGACCGUCACCUCCCCAGCCUGCUGCCUGAGUGCAACGUGGCGAUCUUAGGAUGCAGAGGAUCCGGCAAAUCAGCACUGACUGUGAAGUUUCUAACCAAGAGGUUUAUAAGUGAAUAUGAUCCCAAUUUGGAGGACACCUACACAUCAGAAGAAACUGUGGACCAGCAGCCAGUGCUGAUGAAAGUGAUGGACACAGCUGACCAGGACGUACCGGUGAACUGCGAACGCUAUCUCAACUGGGCCAAUGCCUUCAUGGUCGUCUACAGCAUUGACAACAAAAGGAGCUUUGAAGGUUGCCAGCAGUACCUGGAUACCAUUUCCCUCCACACGAAAGGCAUUCAGCACGAUUAUCCCAUCCUCCUGCUGGGAAAUAAGCUAGAUUUGGAGCAAUACAGACAGGUCACCAAGGCCGAAGGGGUGUCUCUAGCUGCCAAGCACGGGUGCUUGUUUUACGAGGUCUCUGCCUGCCUGGAGUUCGAGGCUGUGCAGCACGUGUUCCAUGAAGCGGCGCGGGAAGUGAGGAGGGAGAUGGAGAGGAACCUGCAGGUCCGACCGCUGUUCAUCACAGAGGAGAGGCCCUUCCUCCACCUUGCUGCCCCGACUGCCGUGGCCUCCAAGCAUGGCCUGGCUAGCUGCACGCUCAACACUCUCUCCACGGUCAACUACAAAGAGAUUCCCUCCGUGGCACAAGCCAAGCUGGUCACGGUGAAGUCGUCACGGGCUCAAAGCAAGAGGAAAGCUCCCACGUUGACCUUACUGAAGGGCUUUAAAAUAUUUUAAGCCUUGGCCCCUCCAAGGGAUGGGAAAGGAGCAGCCACUGGAUUUCCUGGCAUCCCAAGGAACCUUCUCCAACUUCUGCAGUGGCAUAUUUGACAAUCUCCAUGGCAACAGUGGCUUACAGACCAUCUUCCGUGAUUUAUUGACACUGCACUUGGCCUUAGAACUACAGCAAAGCACUUUGGUAGGGAUGCAGCGAACAGGCCGGGGAUUGAGUGCAGAAGAGUUUGAAACUUUGUCAUAACAUCCUUCUAAAUCACUGACUAUUUGUCCAGUCCCUGUAGCUCAGUAUUGACAUGAUAUUUGCACAUUAGUCCUAGCAUUGGCACUGGGUGUUCAUAGAGCUUUUUGUUAUAACAGAAGCAGGACAGAGAGAGGGAGAGAUGAAGCCUAUGUUCUAUUCGUCACGUCAGCGGGAUGAGAGGCUGAAUGUCCUCGCCCUGUGCGUAGGGUAAAAAUAAACUUGACAUUGUUCUCCCAAGAGGCCAGAUCCUCUGCUUAUACAUGUGUAUCACCACUUCUUGAAAAAUCAGCUCCCAUAAAUGCGCACUAGCUGCUUAGACAAGGGGUGUGGCCCAUGUAAUAACUGAGUCCAGAGUAUCUAAAUGCAGUGAUCAUGUAAAGGGCACAAACGUAAUGCCCAGUUUGGUACCCAGUAGUGGGAAUAUUUGGUGGAGCUGGUUGGAAUAUACGACUUCAUCAGAGCCAGGAUAGUUUGUGAAGACGUAUUGGUUUUCACCAAACUUUUGUCAGGAAGUUUUUAGACAGAGAGAGAGAGAAAGUGGCUGAGUGGCUCAGUCAUUCAGCUGGCCUGUGGGAGAGCAGGUGAGUUGUCAGUGCACUGUCCUGGGAUGAGGGAGGCCGGGGUGAAAGUUCCUGCUUCUGGCUGAUUCACAGCAGAGUUUUCUUCCCAGAUCACUUUGACUCUGGCAGACCAGGGACAUGAACCCAGGUCUCUCUCAUCCCAGGGGCCUCUUUCUCUUUGCAACCUCGAAAGUUACCAUGACGUGGAAUUGAUGUACUCCGGACAAGCUGUAGUAUUUAGCUCAUGUUGUCAGUGCUGAAGAUCUGCAGGGUGAAGGCAUAAUGUCUGAUGAAUCCGGAUCGAAGGUGGUCAGAGAUACAUGUCGAAGAUAAGGUUGUUUGGGGUACCUUGACUCUGAAUUUCCAUACCUUCCAACUUUAGGGUUUUUGUAGUGUUUUUUAAAGGGUUUCUGUAACUGAAAAUUUCCUAGAUUUCCAGUGUUUGUUAAAAUGUCAGUGUUCUUCUAAGGUUCUGUCCCCUAAAAUGACUAAUAUGUAUUUACAGCCCUAACUGGAUUGGUCUGCAAAUCCAGAGUUUGUAUCCUGUGCGACUCCCAUUGAAAUCAAUGGAAAAACUCCCCUUCACUUCCAUGGGAGCAGGAACAGGUCCAUUGGUUAGAGAUCUACAAAUCCCAUUUCAGGUAACUUGCUACAGCGCGUGUGCAGAUGAAAGUCCUUAUUGCUAGUAUUAUGUUCAGCGAAAGCUAGCAAAAUGUUGACACAAAGUGCUUCAAGGCCAAUAUGUUUCAUUUAAUGACCACAGAGCCCCCCCUAGUGGAAUGUUAGCACACUGCAGCUGGUAUGGACAACAGCAACUAGAAUCCAGAAACGUACAAAGGGUGGAGUCUAGUCUAUAAAUUUCAGAGUAACAGCCGAAGAAGUGGGCUGUAGUCCACGAAAGCUUAUGCUCUAAGAAAUUUGUUAGUCUCUAAGGUGCCACAAGUACUCCUGUUAGUCUAUAAAUGUAUAUUGCCCAUCCAGUGACACAUUGAUUUAAAUAAUUCAAACAAAGCUGAUGGCAUGCAUAGCAAAUCAAAUCAGCAGUGUUUGCAUUUUGCUGUUUAAGCAAUAAGCAAGGUGAGGUUUUUAAAUGAAAUGAAAAAACAUUGCAAAUAUAAUUGCAGCAGAAUAAACACUUCCAGGUAUAUAAAAACAAUGCCUACGCAUUGAAAUAACUUGUACCAAAAAUAUAUUUUGUAAUUUUUUUUUACAAUGCAAUGUUCCUUUUCAAAGACUUUGCCAAUGGAAUAGUCCUUUAUUGGGUGGAUUUAAACAAAAUUGUUUGUGUAUAAGAUUGAUAUAUUUUCCAUUUUUCUUAAAUUAUUUGUGGGUGUCUCCAUUCCAUGCUCUCGGUGGAGAAUGCUCAAUAACACUCAACCAAGGGCAAAAUUCACAAUGAACAGGCCAUUUUCCUUAAGAAAGGUUAUGUACUUUAUUUUCCUUUUUGUACCUGGUUUGGGGACAGUAACUGCUCUGCUUCUGUAUGGAGUUGCACUUCUCUGCAGAGUAAAGUCAUGUAUCUAUAAUUACUCAAUUUCAAUCAACUACUUUGGAAAAUAUUUUAAUAAAGGCGACUUUUGACAAAGCA
Molecule: messenger RNA, 3584 nt
Organism: Malaclemys terrapin pileata
Lineage: Eukaryota; Metazoa; Chordata; Testudines; Emydidae
Gene: RASL12
Product: RAS like family 12
Exons: 6
Coding region: 371-1195 (274 amino acids)
Molecular function (GO): GTP binding; GTPase activity
Source: RefSeq, a predicted model, not a curated record